GUGCAGGCUGUUGAUCCGCUUCGUCAACGACUCCAGCGCCCCCGCCUGGCGGGGCUUCUUCUAUACCGCCCUGCUCUUCAUGUGUACCUGUGUGCAGUCCAUCAUCCUCCAGAAGUACUUUCACGUGUGUUUUGUCUCAGGCAUGCGUCUGCGCACUGCUAUCAUCGGAGCCGUCUACAGGAAGGCUUUAGUUAUCAGCAGUGCAGCACGCCGCAGCUCCACUGUUGGAGAGAUCGUCAACCUGAUGUCAGUGGAUGCUCAGCGCUUCAUGGACCUAAUCACUUACAUCAACAUGAUAUGGUCCGCCCCUCUGCAGGUGGUUCUGGCCCUCUACUUCCUCUGGCAG
Messenger RNA from Notothenia coriiceps (black rockcod), 346 nucleotides. RefSeq names its product multidrug resistance-associated protein 1-like. Gene Ontology annotation, molecular function: glutathione transmembrane transporter activity; ATP binding; ABC-type xenobiotic transporter activity. The annotation marks the transcript as partial. Gene Ontology annotation, cellular component: basolateral plasma membrane. NCBI's taxonomy places the organism in Eukaryota, Metazoa, Chordata, Actinopteri, Perciformes, Nototheniidae. Gene Ontology annotation, biological process: glutathione transmembrane transport; xenobiotic transport. The transcript is spliced from 2 exons. The record is from RefSeq and is a predicted model, not a curated record.